Recurvomyces mirabilis is the source of this 1857-nucleotide messenger RNA. It is a transcript of the gene ARB1, whose product is annotated as ABC transporter ATP-binding protein arb1. Gene Ontology annotation, molecular function: ATP binding; ATP hydrolysis activity. The transcript is spliced from 2 exons. The record is from RefSeq and is a predicted model, not a curated record. Bases 1 to 1857 code for a protein of 618 amino acids. Lineage: Eukaryota; Fungi; Ascomycota; Dothideomycetes; Mycosphaerellales; Teratosphaeriaceae.
AUGUCUGUCUCUGCAUCCAAAGCAGCGCGCCAGGCCAAGAAAGCCGAGAAGGCCGCUGCCACCGGCAAGAAGACUCCCACCUCCCGCCUGGCUUCCAAAAACGCCUCGAAGAAUACUUCAGCAGCCAAUAGCGACGAUGAGAUCGAAAAUGGCGUCAGCGAGUCCGUCGCCAAGAUGGCAAUGCAAGAGGAUAAGGACGGCAUUUCAGACCGAGUCACAACGGGUGUGCUCGCCUCCCUGGAAGCCAGCCGCGAUGUCAAGAUCACAUCUGCCUCCUUGACCUUCCACGGCAAAGUACUCGUCACAGACUCGACACUCGAAGUCAACUAUGGGCGACGAUACGGUCUGUUGGGCGAGAACGGCUGCGGAAAGUCUACAAUCCUCAAGGCCAUUGCGAAGCGAGAGUACCCGUUCCCAGAGCACAUCGACAUUUACCUACUGAACGAGGGCGCCGAGCCUUCGAAUACUGGUGCGCUCGAGUGGGUCGUGCAGCAAGCAGAGAAGGCGCUGAAGGAUAUGGAGUCACUGGCCGAGAAGAUCUUGGAAGACGAUGGUCCAGACAGCCCGAAGCUCGAAAUCCUCUACGAACAAAUCGACGGCAUGGACCCAAGCACCUUCCACACCCGCGCCGGCCAGAUCUUGACAGGUCUCGGCUUCAAUAAAAAAACAAUGGACAAGAAGACCAAGGACAUGUCAGGAGGCUGGCGUAUGCGUGUCGCCCUUGCCAAAGCCCUCUUCGUCCGCCCAUCUCUCCUCCUCCUCGACGAUCCCACCGCUCAUUUGGACCUCGAAGCCUGUGUCUGGCUGGAAGAGUACCUCAAGAAAUGGGACCGUACUCUCAUCCUCGUCUCUCACUCCAUGGAUUUCCUCAACGGCGUUUGCACAAACAUGAUUGAUAUGCGGAUGCAAUCCCUGAUCUACUACGGUGGUAACUACGAUUCUUACAUGAAGACCCGAUCCGAGAACGAGGUAAAUCAGCACAAGGCGUAUGAGAAGCAGCAAGAUGAGAUCAAGCAUAUCAAGGAAUUCAUUGCCAAAGCCGGUACCUAUGCCAACUUGGUUCGUCAAGCGAAGAGUAGGCAGAAGAUUUUGGAUAAGAUGGAGGCGGAUGGCUUCAUCCAGCCCGUCAAAGUCGAUCGAGUCUUCAGUUUCCGCUUCGCGGACGUUGAGAAACUUCCUCCUCCUGUUCUGUCGCUGGAUAACGUCACAUUCUCCUACUCCGGCAAGAAAGAAGACAACCUCUACGAAAACCUCGAUUUCGGUGUCGACAUGGAUUCCCGUACCGCUCUUGUCGGACCCAACGGUGUUGGAAAGUCGACUCUCCUCCGUAUCUUCACCGGCAAACUCUCUCCUACCUCCGGCUCUGUGAGCAGACACACUCAUUUGAAGCUUGGAAUGUACAGCCAACACAGCGCGGAACAACUCGACCUCAACAAAUCCGCUCUCGAUUUCGUCCGCGACAAAUACCCUGCCAUCAGUCAAGAUUACCAGUACUGGCGCCAACAGAUGGGUCGGUACGGCUUGAGUGGUGAAUCGCAGACUGCGCUCAUGGGUACGCUGUCAGAAGGUCAGAAGUCAAGGAUCGUGUUCGCACUACUCGCCAUUGAGAGCCCGAAUAUGUUGUUGCUGGACGAGCCAACGAAUGGAUUGGAUAUCCCUACUAUUGAUAGUUUGGCGGAUGCUAUUAACUCUUUCUCGGGCGGUGUGGUGGUUGUUUCCCACGAUUUCAGAUUGCUUGACAAGAUUGCCAAGGAUAUUAUGGUGUGUGAGAACAAGACUGUGACGAGGUGGGAUGGCAGCAUCGGUGCGUACAAGAACUCGCUGAGGAAGAAGUUGUUGGCGAGGGGUGGUGUGUAA